CUUAAACCCUUCCUCCCAUGGCGCCUCUCCUCUCUCUUCCCCUCCUCUCUCCUCUCUCUCCCCCCUUCGCCUCUCGACCCUCUCUCUCUACCUCUCCAUCUCAAUCCCCUUCUCUUACCCCGUCCUCUACUCCCUCUCCUCCUCCUUUCCCCCUAUUUCGCCUCCAAAAGAGGAAUCGCUUCGUCCCUUCCUCACUCUCCACGUCUUCUUCAACAUCUUCUCUCACUCCCUCCCCCCAUUCCCCAAAGGAGAAAUCGGCGAAUUGGAAAGGUACAAAGUGGAGAGAUCUUUGGAGCCUGAACAAUUGGGUAGUUCGCGAUUAUUAUCGGCUUGUCGAUUCCGUUAAUGCCUUGGAGACCUACACUCAGACGCUUUCCGACGAGCAGCUGAGAGGAAAAACUGCCGAAUUCCGCCUUCGCUUGAGUCGUGGGGAAACCCUAGCUGAUCUCCAAGCUGAGGCGUUUGCCGUUGUACGAGAGGCUGCAAGAAGGAAGCUUGGCAUGCGGCAUUUCGAUGUUCAGAUAAUUGGUGGGGCUGUUCUUCAUGACGGGUGCAUUGCAGAGAUGAAGACCGGUGAAGGAAAGACGCUUGUUUCCACCUUGGCAGCUUAUCUUAAUGCACUCACAGGAAAUGGGGUACAUGUGGUGACUGUAAAUGAUUAUUUGGCUCAACGCGAUGCUGAGUGGAUGGGCCGCGUUCAUCGCUUUCUUGGUCUAUCUGUGGGUUUAAUACAGGGUGGCAUGCCAGCCAAUGAGAGGAAAGCCAACUACAGCUGUGAUAUUACGUACACUAAUAACUCGGAACUUGGUUUUGACUAUCUUCGUGAUAAUUUGGCACGGAACAGAGGACAACUUGUUAUGAGAUGGCCAAAGCCAUUCCAUUUUGCAAUUGUUGAUGAAGUGGAUUCGGUUCUUAUCGAUGAGGGAAGAAAUCCAUUAUUAAUCAGUGGUGAGGAUAGUAAAGAUGCAGCACGAUAUCCUGUUGCUGCCAAAGUUGCUGAGCUUCUUUUACCAGGCAUUCAUUACAAUGUGGAACUCAAAGAUAAUUCUGUAGAUUUGACUGAGGAGGGAGUUGCUCUAGCUGAGAUGGUUCUGGAGACAAAUGAUCUAUGGGAUGAAAAUGAUCCAUGGGCAAGGUUUCUUAUGAACGCAUUGAAGGCCAAAGAAUUUUACCGCCGGGAUGUCCAAUAUAUUGUUAGGAAUGGGAAGGCACUCAUUAUUAAUGAGCUUACUGGGAGAGUUGAGGAGAAAAGGAGAUGGUCUGAAGGCAUUCACCAAGCGGUAGAAGCUAAAGAAGGCCUGAAAAUUCAGGCAGAUUCGGUUGUUGUGGCCCAAAUAACGUACCAAUCACUUUUUAAGCUGUAUCCGAAGCUUUCGGGGAUGACAGGAACUGCUAAAACAGAAGAAAAGGAAUUCCUUAAGAUGUUCAAGAUGCCAGUUAUCGAAGUCCCUACGAACUUACCAAAUAUACGAAUUGACUUGCCGAUUCAGGCUUUUGCGACUGCACGAGGGAAGUGGCAAUAUGUGCGGGCAGAAGUAGAGUCGAUGUUUCGGUUAGGUCGCCCAGUUUUGGUUGGAACCACAAGCGUUGAAAAUUCUGAACACCUGUCAGAUCUAUUGAAAGACCGAAAUAUACCUCAUAACGUUCUUAAUGCUAGGCCUAAGUAUGCUGCAAGGGAGGCUGAAAUUAUUGCACAGGCUGGUCGGAAACAUGCCAUCACAAUUUCAACUAACAUGGCUGGCAGGGGCACUGAUAUUAUCCUUGGUGGCAAUCCGAAGAUGCUUGCAAAAGAAAUUGUGGAAGAUAACAUACUCCCUUUUAUGUCACAAGAGCCUCCAAAUGUUGUAGCUGCUGGGGAAUCCAUCUCCCAAAUGAAUUUCCCAAAGAUAAAGAUAGGACCAUCUUCAUUAGCAUUGCUUGCAAAGGCCGCAGUGAUUGCAAAAUAUGCUGGUAAAAGUGAGAGGAAUGGCUGGUCUUGUCAGAAAGCGAGGUCCAUAAUUUCAGAAUCUAUAGAAAUGGGCCAUGUAACUGGAAUGGAGGAACUAGAAAAGUGUUUGGCUGAAGAGUCUGAGACUUAUCUCCUUGAACCUGCUAUUGCACUUGCGUAUCUCACAGUCUUGAAAGACUGUGAAGUGCAUUGCUUCAUUGAAGGGGCUGAGGUGAAACGAUUGGGUGGGCUUCAUGUGAUUGGCACUUCUCUACAUGAGUCUCGACGAAUAGAUAAUCAGCUUCGCGGGAGAGCUGGUAGACAAGGUGAUCCUGGAUCAACAAGGUUUAUGGUGAGUUUACAGGAUGAAAUGUUUCGAAAGUUCAACUUCGAUACUGAGUGGGCAGUGAGACUCAUAUCAAAGAUAACAAAUGAUGAGGACAUACCAAUUGAGGGCCAUACCAUUGUUAAACAGCUUUUAGCUCUUCAAAUUAAUGCAGAGAAAUACUUCUUCGGCAUAAGAAAGAGCCUUGUCGAGUUUGACGAAGUCUUAGAGGUCCAAAGAAAGCAUGUGUACAGCCUUAGGCAAUUGAUAUUGACCGGUGACUCUGAAAGCUGUUCUGAACAAGUAUUCCAGUACAUGCAAGCAGUAGUUGAUGAAAUUAUUUUUGGAUGCGUUGAUCCCCAUGAGCCCCCCAAGAAUUGGAAUAUAGGAAAGCUAUUGGAUGAGUAUAUCCAAAUAGGCGGAAAGCUAUUAUCCGAAUCAUUUAAGCAAAUCGCGGAGGAGGAUUUGCUUUCAUCACUAGACCAAAUACAUGGAUUAGGCUCUAUUGAAAUUGAUACCUUCUCUCUCCCAGACCUUCCAACACCUCCAAAUACAUUCAGAGGAAUCCGAAAGAAAACGUCUUUGUUGAGACGCUGGCUUGCUAUUUGUGCUGAUGAUACAGUGAAGAAAGGCAAAUACUUGUGUAUAGUCAAUCUUCUUCGCAAGUAUUUUGGAGAUUAUUUAAUUGCUUCUUACUUGGAAGCUGUAGAGGAGUCUGGUUAUGAUGAUGCAUACAUCCGGGAAAUUGAGAGGGAAGUAAUUGUUAAGACUCUAGAUUGUUUCUGGAGGGACCAUUUAGUAAAUAUGAACCGGCUUAGUUCAGCGGUGAAUGUUCGGAGUUUUGGACAUAGAAAUCCUCUUGAAGAGUACAAAAUAGAUGGAUGUCGCUUUUUCAUCUCAAUGCUUAGUGCGACGAGGAGAUUGACAAUCGAAUCGUUGUUUCAUUACUGGUCAUCUCCUUUGGAGUCUGAAGAACUCUAUGCGCCGUAAAUGCAAGUACAUUAGGAAGAGAUUUUGUCUUUCUUCAAGCAAUCAGGGCGCAACUGCUAUGAAUGUCAAGUAGUAGGUUUGUUACGGUCGCACCUCUGGUCUCUUCUGACAACCAGAAAUGGUGCGGCCGAUUUUCUUUUCUUGAAAGAGGGUUUAGGGGGUGGUGGGAAUUGGAGAGAGGUGAAACUAAGCGGGCCGGCGCAGGGUUGGAUGUUGUAUGUUUACAGGAGAUGGGGCAUCUCUCAUCCUUCGAUGCUCGCUACUGUGAGCAGCAGUAUGUGUCUCCCUCCUACUUCAGAAUUAACUUUGAGAGGUAUGUAUCAAAAUGUAGUAUAUAGCACUCGUACUUUUCAUUCAUAUUUCUCACAAAUUUUUAGAUAAUCAUGAAAUAAAACUGAAGUAGAAGACACCGCAAAUUCUGCACAUACUGCUUCUUUUACGGUUUGGCUUUUAAUUUUUAUUUCCUUAAUUAAUUCUUCGCUUUUUUGGUGAUUUUGCUAGCAUGGGCUUGUGGUUGAGAACUUUAUGAUUAAUAAACUGUGUAAUUUAAACUUAAGCCAUUAAGACUCUUUUUUUAAUUUCUGUUUAAUUUUUUGGGACAUGUACAAGGAUCAGC
Molecule: messenger RNA, 3858 nt
Organism: Ananas comosus (pineapple)
Lineage: Eukaryota; Viridiplantae; Streptophyta; Magnoliopsida; Poales; Bromeliaceae
Product: protein translocase subunit SECA2, chloroplastic
Exons: 32
Coding region: 18-3242 (1074 amino acids)
Biological process (GO): protein import; protein targeting
Cellular component (GO): chloroplast envelope; membrane
Molecular function (GO): ABC-type protein transporter activity; ATP binding
Source: RefSeq, a predicted model, not a curated record